GCCCCCACCGCCGCCCGCGCGAAGAUGGCCGGCUGGCAGAGCUACGUGGACAACCUGAUGUGCGAUGGCUGCUGCCAGGAGGCCGCCAUUGUGGGCUACUGCGACGCCAAGUACGUCUGGGCAGCCACGGCCGGCGGCAUCUUCCAGAGCAUCACGCCAGUAGAAAUAGAUAUGAUUGUAGGAAAAGACCGAGAGGGUUUCUUCACCAAUGGUCUGACCCUUGGUGCAAAGAAGUGCUCUGUGAUCAGAGAUAGCCUGUAUGUCGAUGGUGACUGCACAAUGGACAUCAGGACAAAGAGUCAAGGUGGUGAGCCAACAUACAAUGUUGCUGUAGGCAGAGCUGGCCGAGCAUUGGUUAUAGUCAUGGGAAAGGAAGGUGUCCAUGGAGGGACACUCAACAAGAAAGCAUAUGAACUGGCUUUAUACCUGAGGAGGUCUGACGUCUAAGCAGCCUCUCCCCAUCCACCUAGCAACUGUCUUCACCACCACCCAGUUGUGUUCAGUGCUACCAGACUGUAGAUGGUAGUUUGUGUUUUUUAUUUACCCAUUUCCUAAUGUCAUAAUUCCAGUUACCCUUUGUUCAUUUAUAUGUUAACCACUGUAUGUAACCGAGUCCCGUAUCUGGCACCGUUACUGCACCACAAAGAUGAUAUGCAUGAUACCUUGAAAAACUCUUGGGAGGGGAAUAUGCCAAGUGUAGGCUUUGCUUUGUCUUAGCAAUUAGUGUGAUAUUGACUAAAACAACUUAAAUACUAAACAAGGUGCCGAUUGUACAAUCUAAUUUGAUCAAUGCCUCUUCAGCACUUUGAGCAAUUACACAGCUCACUAGUCUUCCUUUCACAGAGCAUGGUUGGGAGGAAAAAAGUGCAUGCAUAUCUUUACUUCUGUCCCUCUCUUUUUUUCUCCUUUUAAAUCCACAUUUGUUUGCUUACACCCGUUUUUAUAGUGCCUGGUUUGUUUAACCGAUUUGCCACUCAAAAGCUAUUAAUGUCACGUUAGUUUUGUCGUUGCACUUCACUGUAGGCUUAAGUCUUUUAUUUUUUCUUCAUGAUGUCUGAAGCUUGUACUGCUUAACAAGUGCAAUCACAAAACUAUGAAAGGGUACAGAUGCACUUCCUCCCAUGACCUUAAAACCACCAUCCUGAACGAAUCCCCAGAGACAUUCCAUCCUUGCAAUAGCUCAGGCACUUUUUUUUUUUUUUUUUUUUUUUGCCAGCUCCUGUUCUGUAGUUGAAUUGUAAAAGGCUGCCAUUAUGGACACUAGAUAUCCCAACUUAACCAUCUGGAGUGUGUCUGGUUUCAGUUUUUCAUAGGACCAAUUUUAAUUUGCAGCUUGGGGGUCGUGGGGGUAUUUUUGUUGUUUUUGUUUUUUAAUAUGAAACUGCAAUGUCAUUGUGGAAAACUGCCACCUUCAGCUACGCUGGGAGCUCUGCCUGACUCCAGUCUUUCUGCCAGAUCACUUGCUGGUAAAGAGUUUUGCUCCUCUGAAGCCACUGUUUGGAUGAAGGUUGGUAGUUUGAAUGCUAAACUGUCAAAGUGAUGCCAUUUCAAAUUUAAACUCUUCAUUUGGCCUGUCACACCCUAGCUGCAGAAAUUAUGGAGUGAACUGCCUUGUGCACUAGUCAUCUGAAAUGUCUGUAACCAAACUCUCAGUUCAGGCACGGUACUAACUUGUAUGUCCAUUUAAAGAGAACUGCAGAACUCUGUAUACAAAAGAAUAAAUGGGAGAUGGUAUUGGUUGGAAUAACUGACUUGGCUGUCUUGUGAUGAAUUUUUUAAUAUGUAUUCUGUGCCAUACUAUUGUUUAAAAAAAAAAAAAAUGAACUGUUGCUAUUGUGAGAUGGAUUUUAACUGACUACGAGGGUUUCUGUCGAAUGGCACUACUUUAGGGACAUUCUAGUAUUUGCUUCUGUUGUUGGGCCUUGUGGAUAAUGUACAGAUUUAAACAAAUUCUUGUUGCUGAUUUGUCCAUUUCUUUCCCUGCACUUUGUUACAUCUGGGAUACAGUCUAACUCAUCUGAUUUAAUAUGCAUUUCAAAAAAUGCCAUAACUAUUAAAAACACCUUGUUUACAGACAGAUGAAAUAAAUUUAUUCCA
Gavia stellata (red-throated loon) is the source of this 2097-nucleotide messenger RNA. RefSeq names its product profilin 2 (gene PFN2). Bases 25 to 447 code for a protein of 140 amino acids. Gene Ontology annotation, cellular component: cytoplasm. Gene Ontology annotation, molecular function: actin binding. The record is from RefSeq and is a predicted model, not a curated record. Gene Ontology annotation, biological process: regulation of actin filament polymerization; positive regulation of actin filament bundle assembly; actin cytoskeleton organization. Lineage: Eukaryota; Metazoa; Chordata; Aves; Gaviiformes; Gaviidae. The transcript is spliced from 3 exons.